Molecule: messenger RNA, 408 nt
Organism: Nerophis lumbriciformis (worm pipefish)
Lineage: Eukaryota; Metazoa; Chordata; Actinopteri; Syngnathiformes; Syngnathidae
Source: RefSeq, a predicted model, not a curated record
AUGCCAGCCGACUACAAUGGACGGUGGGAGAUGGUGAGCAAUGAGAACUUUGAGGAGGUCAUGAAAGCCCUGGAUAUUGACUUUGCCACCAGAAAGAUCGCUUCCCAUCUGCACCAGACAAAAGUCCUUGUUCAAAAUGGAGACAAGUUUGAAACAAAGACAUUGAGCACCUUCAGAAACUAUGAAGUCAACUUUACAGUUGGGGUGGAAUUUGAGGAGCAGACAAAGGGUCUUGACAACCGGAAAGUCAUGACCCUGGUCACCUGGGAUGGGGACAAACUGGUGUGUGUUCAGAAGGGAGAAAAAGAAAAUCGUGGUUGGAAACACUGGAUCGAGGGAGAUCUGCUACAUCUGGAGAUCCAUGUGUUGGACAAAGUCUGCCACCAAGUGUUUAAGAAGGCCCAGUAA